Messenger RNA from Culex pipiens pallens (northern house mosquito), 2727 nucleotides. RefSeq lists its product as uncharacterized. Bases 93 to 2708 code for a protein of 871 amino acids. The transcript has 10 exons. Gene Ontology annotation, molecular function: serine-type endopeptidase activity. The record is from RefSeq and is a predicted model, not a curated record. NCBI's taxonomy places the organism in Eukaryota, Metazoa, Arthropoda, Insecta, Diptera, Culicidae. Gene Ontology annotation, biological process: proteolysis.
UACCACAGUCGCAGUAUCAUUUUGCGCCUCGUGGAGUGUAGAUCGCUUUGAGUUCUUUGAAGAACAACCUGUGAAUUUCAAGGACCGGCGAAAUGCUGUUGAACCUGUUGUUGCUACUGUUCUGUACGGUUGAUUGUGGUUUCGUUAAUGGAGAACUUAUGCCCGAAACGGUGGAGUCGCUGCUGUCCCUCAACCCUCUGAUGCCCAACGAUGAACAAAGUGUGAAAGACUGCCCCUUCACGUACUACCCGUUCGCGAAGCAGACCUUGGCCAGUUCGAUCUUCAGCGAGCGCUAUCAGGACAAUACGUUCGCCCAUGUCGUCAAGCUUGACACUGCGAUCGCAGAAGGCGACGAUGGCGGUGAAGCAUGCCUUGGAGCGAUCGUAGAUCCCGGCUACAUUCUGACCACGAAACGGUGUGCAUCGCAGCAACCGCAGACGAUCAGCUUCCACAACGCCAGCCUACCGCGACGGGGCGUCCAAUCGACGCGGUAUCAUCUGACCGCGGAUGUGGCUUUGCUGCAGCUGAAAACUAGAUUAAGCAUCGACAACCAGGUGACGCCGGCCUGCUUUUGGAGUGGUGACGCGUCAACCGUGGCCGGGUUUCCCAAUCUGCAGCGCAUCAGCCGUGAUACGCUGACGGGAGGCUUGCGGGUUCAACGUACCAAGUGUCCACUAGCGGGACGGGAGCGGUGUUACGGUGACGUCAAGCGGAAUUCCACCGCCGGGCUGGUGCAGAUUCAGGCCGUGUCGAACUAUCGGCAGCACCCGUUUGUGGUGGCGCUGGGUCACGGUGGAGAUGGAGUGAUGCUGGAGGUGGCGUCGAUCGCGCACUGGAUUCAGGAGGAAACGGGAACUUCAGUUGAUGGGAUUGAUUGCGCCCUCCGGUACGCCCAGUACCGACAGUACGACGAUCGCGUAACCGCCCAUCGUGCCGAGAGCUACCAGUCGAUCCAGCUCCAGAAUGCCCACUUCGCCCCAACCAUGGCCAACGGCUACCGCGUAUCGAUCGGCUUUUACACCGAAGAUCCGACCCGCGAGUCCGUCAUCACGUACGCGUGCUACGGCACGCUGCUGCACCGGCAGUACGUCCUGACGGCGGCCAGCUGUCUCGAGGAGUACAGGAACCACUCGAUCAUUGUUCGAGCGAAUGAGGUCACCAAGUUGACACCCGCCAAAGUUGGGGAAUUUCGCGUCGUCGAGGACAGCCACUAUCUGGACGAAGCCUACGUAGCGCGAGUUCAUCUCCACCCGGAGUUCAGCGAGGUUCCGCUAAGGAACGAUUUGGCUCUGCUGCAGUUGGACAUCAACGAAUUCAGCUUCGAAAAGAGUUUCAAGCCGGCUUGCCUGUGGCCGCGGGAUUCGUUCAAGCUGCAAGAGUUUCAGACGAGUGGUCAUGGUCCGCGAAGAUCUACCGAGGUUCGCGCGGAUGAAUCGCUGCUGAGUGAUAGAAGGUUGACUGAACUUUACGUGAUAUCGAAACCUUUGACAGAUGGUUGUCCGUUGAACUUAACGGCGAACCAGAUUUGUGUAGGGGAUUCCGUGACAAUCGUGCCGAGAACAUGCGAGCUGAACAGAGGAUCGGCGAUGUCUCGGGAGAUUUGGGUGUUGAACAGCAAUAUCUUUGAUUACGUCUUUGCGAUCGCAAGUAAGGGUGAGAACUGCGGCUUCAAUACACCGGCGACGUUCACCAAAAUUGCACCGUACAUAAACUGGAUCGAUAGCGUCAUGUUUAAAGGGCAGGUGACGUACAAUGACUCCACCGUGUACUACGGAGACGAAUGCUCUUCCAAAUCCGGCCAAAGUGGAGUUUGCUUAACCCUGCAGGAAUGCCCGGGAAUGGUUGAUCGCGCUCGGCACAACAAGAUGGAUCUUCUGCAAGCUUCAUGUGGAUUCGAGAAAGACGUUUCACUCGUUUGCUGCUCAACGGAGGAUGCCGUUGGAGCGGACUCCGGUGAUGAUCUGCGGGACGUAGUGGAAGAAAUUGUAAACUGUCCCAACUUGUACGACGACUUGAGAGCGAAUCGAUCGCCGUACAAACUUCGCGGAGGUAGUCCGACAGCGGCGGGAGUAGUUGUUUCAAACUCUUCAAAUCACAACUGUUACGCUACACUGAUUUCGAAAAGAUUUCUGAUCACUUCUGCUAGUUGCUUCGAAAGAUUCCCAUCGACUUCGGCAACACUGUUCCGAAUUGGUCGCAAAGAGGUUCAACAAUCACCCAUUGUGGAUGCCUUCCCACAUCCAAAGUAUGACGCCCUCCACGACAGUGGCAACAUUGCCGUACUCAAACUCGCCACCCCAGUCUCCAUCAACCGGGAGGUGAUCCCGGCCUGUCUGUGGCACAACGAGUCUCAUGUACCGUUCCUGCUGGAGAUCGCCGGACGGAACUCCACCAACGUCACGGUGGACAUCUCGACGUAUCCGCUGUACCGGAAGGCGUGCGAUGCCGAGCUAGUCGCAAGAAUGUCCCACCUCGAGUUGUGCGUUAUGUACGACGGGUCUUCGCGGAGUUCGAGCAGGAUGAUCUGCGAAGAUCAAGGGAUUGGGAUCUACAACUACUUUGCGAGAGGAUUGUACGAGCUGCAGGUGUCGUACUUGGUGGGUGUAUUCAACCGGGGAACCGGCUGUGAGCUGGACGGCAUCGGCGUAUUUACCAGGAUCAGUAGCUACUUUCAGUGGAUUAAGACUGUUGUGUACAGAAAUCUUUGAAUAAAUUUUCAUACUUGAA